Thlaspi arvense is the source of this 669-nucleotide messenger RNA. Lineage: Eukaryota; Viridiplantae; Streptophyta; Magnoliopsida; Brassicales; Brassicaceae. The record is from the annotation of a GenBank genome assembly.
AUGGAGAGCAAGAAGAAGCACCUCCGUAAGCUCCUCCAGCUUAACCAAGCCCCUAGUGGCGACCGAGAGCUAAUCAUAACCGUCCAAAACGCCACGUCAUCAGCAUCAUCAUCAUCAUCAUCAUCAACGCCACCGUCACCUUCGCCACUCGUCUCCUCCAUGGCUUUCACCUUAUUCGUUCUCUUGAUUGCUCUCUUCUUCACGGCUUUCUUCUUCGUCUUCAUCCGUCACUUCGCCGACGAUGAUUCAACUGCCGAGAUUUCUUCUAGGCCAAGAAGAAGAACAUCAUCCUCCACAACGUCGCCACGUCAGCGUUUUAGUUCCCGUAGAAAGAGAGGGCUUGAUUCUCAGGCCGUGCGAUCACUGCCGGUGCAUCGUUACACGAAAGCAGCGAAGCAGCGGAUCGAAGAUUGCGUUAUCUGUUUGAGUGACUUCCAAGAAGGUGAAACCGUUAAAGUGAUACCGCAUUGUGGUCACAUGUUCCACGUGGAUUGUGUUGACACGUGGCUGAGCUCACACGCUUCUUGCCCUUUCUGCCGGAGCAGCCACGUGUUACCGGAACAUGACACGUGUGCUGAUGUGGGCCCUUGUAUGAGGAGGUGUAGUAGUAGUAGCUAUUCGAAUUUGGGGCAGAGGACGACUGCAUUGGAACGGUCGUUGAGUCUCUGA